GGUGUUCAUUGUGUGUGUGCAGCAUUAUCACAAGCCCACACUCCAUGGCUCCUAGUAGCACAGAGGACCCUUACCUCCAGCGCCCUCCCCUUUCAAGUGUGCAAAUCCACGUGAAAGAUCACAAAUGCUGCAUCUGCUUCUGAUCUGGUAUAGGGACUCGCCACCCUGGAGGAUGUUGGAGUGGCACCCGGCAAGGGAGGGCUCAUGGUGAUGCUUAGCGUGGCAACUCCCAGAUGCACCUUAGGAGCCAGGCAUCCUUUUGAGGACUGCCUCAGUGCCGCUGCACACCAAAUACCUAAGCUGACGUUCUGUGGACUGAGCAACAGUGGGGCUGCGCGCUAAUAACCCAGUGGAGCAUCCUUACCCUCUGGACUGGUGCGCCCUGUGUGGAUGUGCCCUGGGCACCUGGGCAUCGCACAGAUGUCCUUAUCCUAUGAACCAUCAAUCCCGUGCAGCUGCAUACUGAUGAUGACUUGGGCGGAUAUCUUUGCGCUAUGGAUGGUGCCACACGGAAGGCAGGAGCUGAUGACCCAGUGGAGCGUCCUUACCCUGGGGAUGGCUGCCCUUUUGUACCCAAGCACCGAGGCUUGGGCUGAAGUUCUUUUGCCAUAGGCUGCCAUAGAGGGCGUCCUUACCCUGCGGACAGCCGUACUGCCGCGCCUGCGCACUAAGAACUGGGCGGUCUUUCUAAUUGCAGAUUGCGUCACAGCCACUUCUGCACAACAAGGACGUGAGCAGACAUUUCUGUCUUGCAGACUGCGGCAAGACUGGGAGCUGGACAGAUGUCCUUACCUUGUGGACUGGAGCACAUUGGAGUCGUGUGCUGCUGCGACCACGCACCGAGGGUCUGGGCGAAUACCCUUACUGUGGGUACGGUAGCCCAUCGGUGCUAGGAAGUGAUAUUCCGGAACGACCUUGCCCUGUGGACCACCGCACUGUUGCGGCUCGCACAGAUCUAGGAGGACGCCUUUACCCCGAAGAUGGUGGUACAGUGUGGCGGCGCAGUGAUAACAGCCAAGUGUUUUUGACGUGUGGAGCAUUGCAGUGGGCGGCCAUGCUCCCAGGACCUUGGAAUUUGUACAGCGGAGCUGCGAAGUGAUAACCGCAGUGGAAUGUAUGCUCUCAACAGGUGCAUUGCCGUGGCAGACACUAAGGAUCUGAACGGAUUUUCCCCUGCAGACUGUGUAUGGUCUCGUGUGCUCUGCACACCUAGGAGCUGGGCGGGUGUUUUCACCCUGAAGACUGCUGCACGGCUGGGAGCUGGGCGGACAUCUUUAUCCUGGAGUCAGUAACGCAUCGUCUGGUGUCCUUGCCCUGGAGACUCUGGAAGCUGUCCUGAAUUUCAAGUACUCUGGAGGCCCAGGCCACAUUGAAGGGUAUUACAGGAACCUCUCACUGGGACUGCACGUGGAAGUUGAGCCAUCUGUAUUUUUCACCCGAGUCAGCACUCUCCCCGCAACCAGGACCUGGUCUGUCCUGGUGGCUUGCUGUGCACUUGAGAGUACCCGGAGGUGCCAUCUUCUCCUGGAUGUCCUCAACUCCACGGAGCACGAGCUGACGGUCAGCGCCAGGAGCAGUGAGGAGCUUGUCCUGCAUGCUGGCGAGUGCCAACGAAUGGCUAUUCAAGUGGACAAGUUCAACUUUGAGAGUGUUCCAGAAUGCCCUGGAGAGAAGGGGCAAUUUGCAAAUCCAAAGCAGCUUGAGGAGGAGAAGCAGGAAGCCCAUGGCCUGGAGAUCAACAGCAAACUGGACAUCAGAUGGAGAAUCCCCUCUCUGAAGCGCAGCGGUGAGGCGAGUGUGGAAGGGCUUCUGAACCAACUUGUCCUGGAGCGCCUGCAGCUGGCCCCCCUGCAGUGGGAUGUGUUGGUGGAUGGGCAGCCCUGUGACUGUGAGGCAGCAGCGGCCUGCCAGGUGGGCGAUCCUGUGAGUCUGGAGGUACGGCUGACCAACUGGAGCCCCCGCAGCGUGGGGCCCUUUGCCCUCACUGUGGUUCCCUUCCAGGACCACCAGAAUGGCGUGCACAACUAUGACCUGCAGGACCUCAUCUCCUUCGUGGGCUCCAGCACCUUCUAUCUGGAUGCAGUGCAGCCAUCGGGCCAGUCAGCCUGCCUUGGGGCCCUCCUCUUCCUCUACACUGGCGACUUCUUCCUCCAUAUCCGGUUCCAUGAGGACAGCAAGAGCAAGGAACUGCCACCAUCCUGGUUCUGCCUGCCUAGUGUGCAUGUGCGUGCCUUGGAGGCACAGGCCUGAGCCUUCUGGCCCCUGAUCCUCAACACAGAGAGGGACUAGCCUGACUUCUCUGCCUGCAGUGGGCAAAGCCUCCCUACAGCCGUCCCCUGCUCAUACUGCUCCCCGCCUCUCCUUCCUGCUUCUGCAACACCUGCUGGGCUGCACAGGAGUCCAGUGGACCCUUACUCAUUGCCCACUCUGUUCCUGACCCGCUGUGGCUGAUUAACUGCAGACCCAUACAGGCCCAUAACCAGACCCAGCCUCCUGGCUGCUCUCACCCCUUAGAGGGGCUUGCCUGCUCUGCCACCUCCCUUUGGCCUUAGGAAGAAAUGGUGAGCCAGUUGAGGUAGGCGCCACUUGGGGGUCUGGGGAGCCUUCCCACUCCUGCCUUGGCCCACAGAGUCCCCAAAGGCUGGCUCUUUUUCCAGAGACCACCGUGGCGAACCCAGGCAAGGGAGGGGACAAUAUAGGUGCCCAGAGUGCUUUCUGUCCGGCUGUGCUUUGGGUGCCAGGCCUGUGUGUCCAUGUCACCACGUUCUCCAAUAAAGCUCCUUCCUCGUUCU
Messenger RNA from Castor canadensis (American beaver), 2792 nucleotides. The record is from RefSeq and is a predicted model, not a curated record. NCBI's taxonomy places the organism in Eukaryota, Metazoa, Chordata, Mammalia, Rodentia, Castoridae.